GAUUGUCCAGACUUCAAGAAAGCGUUCCACUCCUAUCUUUCUCAUGCCCAUUUCCUCUGCUUCCAGAAGAAUAGAGCUCAGCUCUGAAGAAAACCUUUUCUCUCAGAGAUGAUGAAAGGCAAAUUUAUGAAACAAUCCACACACUUCCACAGUCUGCCUCAGGACUCUCAGUUUAAAAUAGUGACUUACAAAGAUUCCAAUGAGGGGAGGAGAAUGAACAGGGAUGAAAUGGAGAGCGAUAAGAACAGGAAACCUGUGUUGUUUGAGAAAACAAAUUGCCUACAUGAGUAUAGUGGGGUCAAGGAUGGGAGAACUGUGGAGCACUUAUUAAGGGAGUCCUUCUGGAAGUUCAGUACCAGGAAACAAUUCUUGGUUAAGGAUGUGCUGCAACAGAAGGAGAGUGCAUUCACUGAAGUGAGGUCUGUAGAGAAACUGAACACUGAGAAAGCCAAAGAGGCAGAACAAGGAAAUAGAAAGGCCUAUUCUGACAAAGCUAGAGCUCAGUGUUCCCCUGGUAGUGCAUUUUCCUUUGUGUGGCCCAACAGUGUUGCUGAGGAACCAAAAAGUGCUUUCAGAAAACCAGCGAAGUGCUGGGAAGACGGAGGUGCUCCAGUUGCUUUUCAGCCUCUGAAGGGUGCAAUGGCCAGCCCAAGGAAGUUGUCGGAAUGCAUCAGUGCCACUGACCUCAUGCAGUGUAGUGGUCGCCUCACUUCUAAGUUCCUUGUAAGUGAUUCAAAUGGUUUUCAACUGCUGUCAACCAACCUUAUUCAGAGCAACCCUUUCACUUAUUCUUCAGCACCAUGGCCAAAUGAGACAGGUGAGCAAAUGCAGGCCAUGCCUGUUUCCACCUCCAGUUCUUCCUCUGCUUCCCUGGCUCUGUUGCCUCCUACCUUCACCUCUUUUGGUAUAGCGGCCCAGAACUGGUGUGCAAAAUGCAGCCUUUCCUUCCGCAUGACAUCAGACCUUGUCUUGCACAUGCGUUCCCAUCACAAAAAGGUGGAUGUUUCAACAGAAUCCCAAAGGAAAAGGAGACGGGAGGAAAAGCUGACCUGCCCUGUUUGCCAGGAAUAUUUUCGAGAACGACAUCAUUUAUCUCGGCACAUGACGUCUCAUAAUUAGCCUGCAGUUCAAUUGUAAUAGGUGUCUAUCUGGUGGAUAUGUUUGUGUGCAUGCAUUGAAUUAUUUCCAUUCCAGUUUUGCUAGAUUUAACCAGAAUCUUUGAAAGGCAGCCAUUUGUAGAAGUGUUCAGAAAAAAAUGUAAUUACAUGAGCUCCAGAUAGCUCUAGUUCUGGAAAUGAAAC
Messenger RNA from Candoia aspera, 1301 nucleotides. It is a transcript of the gene ZNF488, whose product is annotated as zinc finger protein 488. Gene Ontology annotation, biological process: regulation of DNA-templated transcription; oligodendrocyte development. The coding region runs from base 109 to 1119 and encodes 336 amino acids. The record is from RefSeq and is a predicted model, not a curated record. NCBI's taxonomy places the organism in Eukaryota, Metazoa, Chordata, Lepidosauria, Squamata, Candoiidae. The transcript has a single exon. Gene Ontology annotation, cellular component: nucleus.